GUUAUUUCAUUAUUACGGGAUGCAGCUGGACGGGUCGAAGGCGAACCGGCACAAUUGGUUAAAGAUGCCGUGAAGGUCCUGUCUUCGCAUGAACUCUACGCGCCAUCAAUUACUCGUUUUCGUGAUAGUGAUCGUAUUGCGACGCAGUACUAUGAUGGACUGAUUCGUCUUCAUCAUCCAAGCCGACAGCGAAAGCGAAGCGUCGUCGAUGCCUACCGCGAUAAAAGAGGAUCGCAUGGAGAGCGACGAAGAGUGUCCGCGGACGUAAAGAACGCUCUCGAGAACGACACAGAAUGGACGUUCGACAUACUGCAAUUGGAGAAGGUCACCGAAAAUCAUGCACUGGUUCAGCUUGGUAUCAAGGCCGUAGAAGCCCAUACCACGGCUGGUAACGGGCAUACCAUAAAAGGCGCCACACAUGCAGCAGACUGUCGCUACGCUGUACAUUCUGUGUCUUACGUGCAGAUGUGCUCCCAGGCCACCUCGUACUUCCUCGACUCGCCCACAGUUGCUGGACAUAUCACAGAAAAUCAUGCAAUCGCUGCUCUUCUCGCGGCCACCGUUCACGAUCUGGAUCAUCCGGGUCGGGGCAACGCGUUCCUCAUCAACACACGGCAAUCGCUUGCAGUGCUGUACAAUGACCAUUCAGUGCUGGAGAAUCACCACGUCGCCUUAGCUUUUCAGUUAACUCUUCAACAAAGCAAUAAUGUGAACAUAUUUGGUAAUCUAUCUCGUGAGGAGUUCACCGCUAUUCGACAUGCAAUGGUUGAAAUGGUGUUGGCAACGGAUAUUAAGCCGGCAUUUCGAGUAUCUCGUGAAGUUCAACAAGGUCAGCAGUGUUAA
Molecule: messenger RNA, 843 nt
Organism: Ostertagia ostertagi
Lineage: Eukaryota; Metazoa; Nematoda; Chromadorea; Rhabditida; Trichostrongylidae
Source: the annotation of a GenBank genome assembly